Drosophila innubila is the source of this 1583-nucleotide messenger RNA. RefSeq names its product differentially expressed in FDCP 8 homolog (gene DEF8). The record is from RefSeq and is a predicted model, not a curated record. The transcript is spliced from 2 exons. NCBI's taxonomy places the organism in Eukaryota, Metazoa, Arthropoda, Insecta, Diptera, Drosophilidae. The coding region runs from base 87 to 1520 and encodes 477 amino acids.
CAGGUGGCAGCACCAGCCCAAGGCAAACAAAGACAAAACGCAAAUUUCAUAUGUAAAUUGAAGUAAUCGAGUUGUACGUGCCCAAAAUGAGCUCUUGGCGCGACAGUCUCACUAGCUUGCCAGGCGCUGUUGCGCAAUUUGUCAAUGACAGUGCAUCAACGGCAUCCAGCUAUCUGCACUCGCAGUCGUGCACAUCUGGAUCCGAGGAGAGCGCUCCUCAGCACUCGGAUUACAAGGCGUUGCCUAUUCCCGCAUCGCUGGUGAAGGAACAGUGGCGUCUAAUCUUCACCUCGGAUGCAAAUAUCCAAGACCUGCAGGCUGCCAUUGCCCAUUGCCGGGAUUUGGUGCUGUUGAGCGAUGAAUGCAGCGAGGAGCGUCGAUGGCUGGUGCGUCAUUUAAUCGACUUGCGAUACUCGCUCCAGGAGCUGGAGGAAGCCCAGGCGCAUGUUGGCGACGAUGUGGUAUUGAUGAGUGCCAUCAAAUCUGUGGUUGGACACCACUUUGUGCCACAUUAUCCCAGCACACGCAAUCGUUUGCAAGCAGCUGCUAAGCGUUAUUAUUGUGAUUACUGUACGGGAAUUAUUUGGCGGGUUGUUCAGGCUGCCUACAUAUGUAGUGACUGCAGUUAUCUGGUGCAUCAAAAGUGCAUCGACAGUGUACAGCGUGUAUGUGCCCAUGUCCUUGCCUCGGAACGUCAGUAUCCCAUCUCCGAAAUCUGUCCAGAGAUUGGACUUUCCGAGCAGCGCUACAAAUGUGCCGAGUGCUCAACGUUGCUGAAUUUCAAGAACUCUUGGAUUGAGCCCCGCCUGUGUGAUUACCGAGGCCUUUACUACUGUCCAUCAUGCCACUGGAACGAUAGCUUCAUAGUUCCAGCCAGAAUAGUACACAACUGGGAUUUUACACCGCGCAGAGUGUCGCGCACUGGCCUGCAGGAGAUUCAGCUGUUCCUAGACAAGCCACUCAUUCGACUGGAGGAGGAAAAUCCCAAGUUGUUUGUGUUUCUCGAGAAGCUAUGCGCCGUCAAGAAAUUAAGGCAGAACUUAGUGCACAUGCGGCACUAUCUGGCCGCCUGCAAGAUCGCCGUGGAGCAGAAGAUUGUGGACCAACAACUGGGCGGUCGCCGUCAUUUGGCGCAGUCCAAUGAGUUCUACUCACUUAGGGAUCUCAUUCAAGUUGAGUCGGGUGCCUUAGCCGAUUUCCUGCAGAGUGUCUUCAGAGUCUUUGGCGCCCACAUACGUGCCUGUGACAUGUGCCUGGCUAAGGCCUAUAUCUGUGAGAUUUGCAGCAACAACGAGGUCAUCUUCCCCUUCGACGAUGGUUGCAUCAAAUGCGAUCAAUGUAACUCGAUUUACCAUCGCGUCUGCUUGACCCGCAAGAACAUGAUCUGCCCCAAGUGCGUGCGAAUCCAGGAGCGUCGAUUGCAGCUGGAUCGCUCGACGAGCAGGCAAACGGACAAUGAAAAUGCUAACAGUGCCAACGAAUCCUCCGAUGCAGUGCAGCCGACGGAUACAACUACAUAGUACAGCCGAUCACUUUAAAUUAUCUUUGUUUUUAAACUCGUAUCUGUGUAACAUUGUUUUUAA